AUGCAAACAAUUGAAGGUGUGGAUUGGAACCGCCUUCUCAAGGUGAUGGUGGUGAAACAAAUGGUAGUUGAUGCAUAUGCAUUAAUAGGGGAUACUGCUGGUCUUGCUGAGAAGAUACAGAGUUUCUUCAUGCAAGAAGUUAUAUCAGAAACACACUCUGUAUUAAAGGCCAUUGUGCAUGAGGAUGAGGAGGGACUUUUGCAAAAUAGUAGGUUCACUUACAGCGAUUUAUGCCUUAGAAUACCUGAUUCAAAGUUCAGGCAAUGCUUAUUACGAACCCUUGCUGUUCUAUUUGACCUUAUGUGUUCAUACCAUGAAAUUAUGGAUUUCCAGCUAGAAAGAAAGGACACAGUACAAAAUUCAAAUAAGUGCAAUGAAGAGAUUUCCUGUAGUCCAGGUGAGGCUCAGGAAGUUGAUUCAGAUGUAAGAGCCUGCAACAAUUCUUUGUCCAGUUCUGGAGAUAUAUUACAUGUCUCAUCUUCUAGGGAGGAAUCUGCAUCAAUGAGCUCACUCACUGAAACUAGUGGUUCACCAUUCGGUGAUUCUCAUGAUCAAAUUAAGGAGGCUGGAAAGGAGGACAGUGCAACAUCAAGCUUCGAAUCCCCUUGGUACCAUCUUCGCAAAGAAGCUAUAACAUUUGUGUCGCAGAUCCUUCAAAGAGGACGAAGGAAUUUGUGGCAUCUCACUGCAAGUCGUGUAUCGGUUUUGCUUUCUUCUGCUGCAGUCUUUACCGCUAGCAUUCAUCAAUUCUUGAAAAAUUAUGAAGAACUAAGUGUCUUUAUUUUGACUGGGGAAGCCUUUUGUGGAAUUGAAGCAGUUGAAUUUAGGCAGAAGUUAAAGGCACUAAAAAUGGUUUUGGAGAAGGAGACUUGGCAAAGAUUACCUCUAGAUACAGUACAAAUGAUCAGUUUUGCAGGACUUAUUGGUGAUGGAGCACCCUUGAUUUCUUUAUCCACUGGUAAAUCAAUUAACAUCAGUGCAAUCCAUUCCCAUAAAUCAGUGAAUAUGGUUCAUACUGGUGCGAGGAAAAAUGGGUUCUCUCACUGGAUCAAAAGCGGAAACCCUUUCAUGCAAAAAUUACCAACCUGUAAUGAAGGUCAUGGUUACUCCCAACCAAAUGGAUCUGCUCGUGGUGAAUCUGAUGGAAGUUGGGCCAAAUACUUUCAUGAUGAUAGAACACCUAGAAAGAAUGAUUCCAAUCAAAUGAAUGGUGCCAAUUCUGUUUCAGAAGAUGAAGAUGAGGAUCUUCUUGCUGACUUUAUUGAUGAAGACAGUCAAUUACCAAGUCGAAGUUCUAAACAUCAUUCAAGAAAUCUUUCUUCUCAUGGUAAUGAUGAAGAGAAUACAACACAAACUGGAUCUUCUCUCUGUCUUUUAAAGGAAUAUGCCAAUUAUCGCUUGAGAACAGCUUUAUCCAGAGUUAACCAAGAUUGUGAAGAGUGGAUUAAGUCUCAAUCGUCUUCACCAACAUCUUUGACCUCAUCAUUUGUACAUACUGAGUUGACACCUAUAAACCCUCCCAAUACGAAUUUUGGCUCAGGGACUUCUUUGGGUCUCAAGUACAACCCCUCACUUAAGGAGGACUGGAACCCUGACUCAGGGAUGGGUGAAGUGGUCUGGAUCAUCGCCCCAACAGACUGUUUAGAUGAGGGUGGUGUACAAGAAAUACACCACUGGGCUUGGGUUCUUCUUUUCCUUUGUGCCCAAACCUUUCCUGACCCUGAAUUUCCUAACUCGCAGAACACUCUUCCCUCCCUAUUCACUUUUGCUACUUCACUCCCUUCCCUUUUGCUUAUCUGUUGCUGUGUGGUUGCAUCUAUUGUUUCUUCUCUGGUUGUGCUGUGUGGUUGUUGGAUUGUUAAAUUUUACAAGAUCCAUCUUGGGAUCCAAUUGAAAGGUACGGGACUUGUGCCCCACAUGGAAGGAUGGGAUUCUAGUGUGGGUUUAUUAGGGUUUAGUUUAGCUCUCCAACUUGUGGUGUGGUUCUAA
Messenger RNA from Sphenostylis stenocarpa, 1989 nucleotides. NCBI's taxonomy places the organism in Eukaryota, Viridiplantae, Streptophyta, Magnoliopsida, Fabales, Fabaceae. The record is from the annotation of a GenBank genome assembly.